Messenger RNA from Culex quinquefasciatus (southern house mosquito), 559 nucleotides. Its product is annotated as ejaculatory bulb-specific protein 3. Bases 48 to 425 code for a protein of 125 amino acids. NCBI's taxonomy places the organism in Eukaryota, Metazoa, Arthropoda, Insecta, Diptera, Culicidae. The transcript has a single exon. The record is from RefSeq and is a predicted model, not a curated record.
CACCUUCAGGAUAGCAACAUCUGUGGAAUCAACUCAACAGCCCAAACAUGAAAACCUUUAUCGUUUUCGGCCUUCUUGCCUUUGUUGCCGCCCAGGACUCCACAUACACCAACAAGUACGAUCACAUCGACGUGGAGGAGAUUGUAAAGUCAGACCGGCUCUUCAAGAACUACUACAAUUGCCUGAUCGACCAGGGCCCCUGCACUCCGGAUGCAACCGAGCUGAAGCAGAGUCUUCCGGAUGCCCUGGAAAACAACUGCUCCAAGUGUACUCCGAAGCAGAAGGAGGUCGGUAACAAGGUCGUCGCCUAUCUUAUCGAAAGUCGUCCCGAGGAAUGGGCUGUGCUAAAGGCCAAAUUCGAUCCCGAAAACAAAUUUGUUGAAAAAUAUCGGGAAGAAGCUGCCGCCGCUGGUAUUAAGCUGUAACAAUCUUGAAAUUCACUAAAAUGUUUAAUAACUUUGGUCAUGACCCUAAUAGAAACCAUCAGAGGGACGCAUUAAACCUUUGUGUUUUAGUGUAAUUAAUAACUUUUGUGGGAAACGACAUAAUAAAUUCUACA